CGCCCUUUUCCGGGCCUCCGACUUUGCAAAGCGGCCGCUGUCCCAAGCGCGCUGCAAUUGGAGGAGGAAGAGUUAAGCCGCCGAUUUGUGUGUGUGUGUGUGAGCGUGUGUUUGUGCGGUUUUUAUUCCUCCCCUGCCGCCCCGCGAUUCCGAGAGACUCGCCGAGAGCGGCGGAGAAAGCGGAUCGCAACCGCAAAGCCAGAAGCUCCCGAGCAGAGCGGAGCGGGGCGGAGCGGAGCGCCACCCGCCGCACCAAGACUUUGCCCGGGUUCGGAAGGACCGCGCAGUCCGGAGAGAAUGAUGGGGAAACUGAUACUCGGCAUCUGGCCUAAUUGAUUCAGAGAUGUGAAGAAUAGACAAAAGUUGUUGCAGGCUUCAGCAUCCUCUCACUCCUGAAGAACUCAACAUCAAUUCAGAGACACCGAGGUACCGACUUCAUUCAGGAGAACCUCCUGAAUGUGUCCUGGUUUCUGAGACUGGUUGACCACUUAUGGUUAGGGGCUGAGCUCCAGCAUUAUUGACCACCCUCAGUGUCUGGACCAUCCAUUCCUUCCAAGUUAUUCCUAGCCAUUCUGGAGAGGAAUGAUUCCUUCUCCUGUGGAGACCCCAUCUCUUGGUCAUCACGGCAGUCUUUGCCUGCUUCCUUGGGGCACCCUGGCCUCUCCUGGCAGUCAGAUCUUCCUCCCAACCUCCUCAGUCUUUGUGGAUGUGGAGUUCCAAAGGUGGAAGAAAUAAGUCCUUCGACUUGCUUCAGGUGAAUCUUUCCUUGUCUCGGGGACCCAAUGCAGGGACAAUUCCCAUGUCUGUCUCCUGAGAUGCCAGGCCCAUGGGCAAAAUGGAAGCAGCCAAUGUCAAGUCAUUCUUCUGGGAGACCUUCCCACCCAUGCCUACCUGUCGGGUCUAUUGCAGCCCAACCUAUCAGGAUGGACAUCUCUUUGUGGUGGGGGGGUGCAGCCAGCAGGGUCAGCCAUUGGACACCCUGGAAAUGUUGGACGUGGUUUCCCACAAGUGGACAGUGUUACCUUCUAUGCCCACUCCACGGGCAGGGGCAGCGGCCGUGAUGCUUGGCAAAGAAGUGUUGGUGAUUGGUGGAGUUGACUCCACACAGCGACCCCUGGCCUCCGUCGAAGUCUACCACACAGAUGAAGACAGGUGGGAGAAGAAAGCAGACCUGGCUCAGGCUUCAAUGGGCAUUUCAGCCCUUGAGAAAGAUGGACUGGUUUAUGCUUUAGGAGGGAUGGGUGCAGACACAUCUCCACAAGCCCUCCUGCAACUGUAUGAACCAGCUAAGGAUCAGUGGCAGUCUUUACCAUCCAUGCCAACACCUUGCUACGGGGCUUCUACUUUCUUGCAUGGGAACAAGAUCUACGUGAUGGGAGGAAGACAAGGCAAGCUGCCCGUCACAGCCUUUGAAGCCUUUGAUCUGGAAAUGAGAAGCUGGACACGCUACCCCAGUGUGCCCAGUCGGCGUGCCUUUGCCAGCUGUGCCAUGGCUGAGGGUUGCUUCUUCAGCCUGGGAGGACUGCAGCAGCCCGGCCCCCAUAACUUCUAUUCCCGGCCCCACUUUGUCAACACCGUGGAGAUGUUUGACUUAGAGGAAGGAUCCUGGAGUCGGCUGAGCCGUGCCAUCCGUAUGAGAGACAAAAGGGCUGACUUCGUAGCUGGCCAUCUUGGUGGACGUGUGAUAGUAGCUGGUGGCCUUGGGAACCAGUCGAGUCCGCUGGGAUCCACGGAAGGAUUUAAUCUGGCUAAGAAGAAAUGGGAGACUUUGCCCUCCAUGCCUACUGGGCGCUGUUCUUCCGCUAGUUUGGAGGCUCCCAACCUGCUGUUUGUGAUUGGAGGGGUGGCUCAAGGCCCCAGCAGUGCGGUGGAGGCCCUGAGCUUACAGGAAGAGGUCUGAUCGAACGUCACUGUGAAAGGAUUCCCAGCCAGUGUGCGCCAAGAGGACUCAAGUGCCUAUUGACAACAGAAAUUAGCAUAUGAGGGAGCAGUGAGAAGCGCUUUGUUGCCAACGUGGAGGUGGCAACAAAGGUGACUUUUCCUCUAGCUGGUUCUGCAAAUAACUCAUCUCUGCAAAGCAUCCAGUAGCUCAGAGACUAAAGCAGUCUGUUCUGUAGGCGAGGCCAGGGUCAAGCAGUUUAGCGGCUCUGACGGCUGCGACAAAAGUCGGUCUGAUGCAGCUGAUUCUUUUGAUGUGCAGCUGCAAUUUGUUUCGCCUAGUUUUCCAAAGGAACCAGAUUGGGAAUUUGGGCUGGUCUGGGUGAAGUCUGAUUGAAGCAGCCGUGCGACUGUCUCUCCCCAUAAGCAAAGUCUCGAUUCUGCUCUCUUCCCUUGGCUUAUUUAACUUAUAUUCCACUGCAAUAGAAUAUAAAGCCAAUACACCACAACGAUACAA
Crotalus tigris (Tiger rattlesnake) is the source of this 2395-nucleotide messenger RNA. RefSeq names its product kelch domain containing 8B (gene KLHDC8B). Gene Ontology annotation, molecular function: protein binding. The record is from RefSeq and is a predicted model, not a curated record. Lineage: Eukaryota; Metazoa; Chordata; Lepidosauria; Squamata; Viperidae. Bases 827 to 1900 code for a protein of 357 amino acids. The transcript has 7 exons.